Telopea speciosissima is the source of this 1796-nucleotide messenger RNA. Its product is annotated as protein EARLY FLOWERING 5-like. The coding region runs from base 59 to 1666 and encodes 535 amino acids. Gene Ontology annotation, cellular component: spliceosomal complex. The record is from RefSeq and is a predicted model, not a curated record. Gene Ontology annotation, biological process: mRNA cis splicing, via spliceosome. The transcript has 9 exons. NCBI's taxonomy places the organism in Eukaryota, Viridiplantae, Streptophyta, Magnoliopsida, Proteales, Proteaceae.
GAGAGAGUUCAUCUCGGGUCUCAACCUAGAAGCAAGAAAAAGAGGGCGCAGAGCGAAGAUGAAGACGACGAAGGGAGGGAAAGUCAUGAACCCUACCGAUGCCUACCGGAAGGAGCUCCGUAAGAAGGAGCUCAAGAGGAACAAAAAGGAAAGAAAGAAAGUAAGGGAGGUCGGCAUUUUGAAGAAGGAUCCAGAUACAAUCAGGGAUCAGAUUGGAAAGUUGGAAAUUAUGAAAGCAGAUGGUGCUCUGGACAAGGCAAGGAAGCACAAGAAAAGACAGCUUGAGGACACACUGAACCUUGUUUUGAAGAAGAGGAAGGAGUAUGACGAGAAACUACGGGAAAAGGGUGAGACUCCGGUGAUGUUCAGCCACUUGGGCCCUCCUCGCAGACGAACAGCAGCAGAGGAAGAGGACAGAGUGAAACAUCCAAAACCAGAAGACUCUGUCUAUUAUCACCCUACAUUAAAUCCUACUGGGGCACCACCUCCUGGAAAACCUCCCAUGUAUAAAUCAUCAAUAGGACCUAGGAUUCCUUUGUCAGAAGCUUCAAUAAGUGGUGCAGCAUCAUCAUCAUUGCCAGAAUCAGAGGAUGUGACAUUAGCUAUGCCUCCUCCCCCACCACCUCUUCCAUUGCCAAACUCCAGUGAAUUGGGUUCUGGAGAUGGUGAUCUACCUUCAUCUUUGCCUGUACCACCUCCGCCUCCAAAGCCUGUUUCUGAUCUUGGUGCCAAAUUGCCCCCUACACCCCUGCCUCCACCUCCAGGACCUCCAUCCAAGGAACAGAUUUCCAGUCACACUCCACUGCCUCCACCUCCACCACCCCAACGACCUACUCAGCCACCUCCUCCAGGCACGAGCGGAAGUGAGAGGGAAAAAAAUCAAACUGCUGCAUCAGAUGAUCCAGAAACUAAGAUGCCAGGCAUGCAGCCCCAGCCUCCACCUCCUCCUGGUUUGCCACAGAAGUCUGUUAGUCAUCAACCUCAAGGUGCUCACUCUGACUCUUAUACCAGUAACAGUAUGAGGAGUAAGGAUGCCUCUGAGUUGAUUCUGCCACCGCCACCACCUCCUAGGCCACCAACUGCUGUAUCUAGGCCUGCAUUGAUGACUACGUUGCAGCCUGAUGUAUUACCUCCAGGUAUUUCACGCUUUCCACCACCUCCACCGCCAGAUAUGCGACCACCACUCCCUGGCCCUGGACUUCCUAACCGAGCUGCUCCCCCUGGAAUAGUUGUUCCACUGAUGCCAAGGCCACCUUUUGGUCCACCACCUGGACCAUCCCUGAUGAUGAGACCACUAGUUCCACCUGGCUCUGUUCCUACUUUUCAGGAAAAUGAUCAAACAGGGUUUAGACCUGCACCACCAAAGCCAUCAUAUAUCAAGUCAGCAGCAUCAACUGUGGUGAAGAAACCUCUGGCUCAGCAUACCCCUGAACUUACAGCUAUGGUUCCAGCAUCUGUAAGAGUAAGGAGAGAGACUGCUGUUGCAAAAGUGAAACCAAAACCACCGUCAUCAACAGGGGCAACAGUGCCCCGGGCAGCAGGUCCUGCUGUUGCUGGGAAGUCAGAACUGGUGAAUGCUUCAGCAGCACCAAAGACACACAGUAUUGAUGACUCGUACACUGCCUUUUUGGAAGACAUGAAGGCCCUUGGUGCUCUUGAUGGUUGAGCUGAUUGUAGCGGAUGCAGUGAAUUUGAGCUGUGAAACAUGUUGAAAGAAAACAUGAAAGGCUCUUGUUACAGUUUUGGGGUUUGUAGCGAAGAACGAGCUAUUGCUGUAACUAGGCAUGAUUUCCUCU